CAGCUCAGUGCAGUGUUUCCACCGGGACAGGCGCGAGAGCACGGAUCCGGAGAGAUUUAUCACACGCACGCGCGUACAUACAUAUGUGUAUGUAUAUAUAUAUAUAUAUAUAUAUAUACGUACAUACACACACACACAUACACACACAGAGAAACAGCGAGAGCGUGUCAGAGAUAUACACAGACAGGAAAAAAAGAAGAAACAAAUAGACAGAGAGUGAGAGUGAGACAGAAAGAGAGAAACUGGACCGAAAACAGAGCAGAAGAGUGUUGCACAUGGCCGGGAUUAUUUACUCAGUCGCUUCACUUUUCUUUGGGAUUUCUGCCGCUAUCAGCAGCCUGCAACGGACUUAUCCUCCAAACGAAGUUACACUGCUGGAUUCGAGAUCCGUGCAGGGAGAACUGGCAUGGGUAGCGAGUCCGACGGAAGGAGGGUGGGAGGAGGUGAGCAUCAUGGACGAGAAGAAUGUCCCAAUCCGGACGUACCAGGUUUGUAACGUGUUGGAGUCGAGUCAGAACAACUGGUUACGCACGCACUGGAUCGAGCGCGGGCCGGCGCAGCGCGUCUACAUAGAGAUCAAGUUCACUUUACGUGACUGCAACAGCCUACCCGGCGUCACGGGUGCUUGCAAGGAGACCUUCAACCUCUACUACCUAGAGUCGGACUCGGGUGGAGAGCACGGUGUACCUGAGCGCCGCUUUGCUAAGAUCGACACAGUGGCGGCGGACGAGAGCUUCACACAGGUGGACGUGGGGGACCGUGUCAUGAAGCUGAACACAGAGGUGCGCACUGUGGGCGCGCUCAGCCGCAGGGGCUUCUACCUGGCCUUCCAGGACGUGGGCGCAUGCGUGGCACUUGUCUCCGUGCGAGUGUUCUAUAAGAGAUGUCCGCUGGUCGUCAGGAACCUGGCGAGCUUCCCAGAUACAGUAGCAGGUGCAGACGCGUCUGCGCUGGUGGAGGUGCGAGGUGCGUGUGUGGAGCACUCAGAGGAGCACCAAGAGCCCAAAAUGUACUGCGGCGCCGACGGGGAAUGGCUGGUGCCCAUCGGGACAUGUCUCUGUCAGCCUGGUUAUGAGGAGCGCAGUGGACAGUGUCAAGUGUGUAAGGUGGGAUAUUAUCGGGUGGUGACUUCAGAUGGAUCCUGCACUAAGUGUCCUCCACACAGUUACUCCAUGAGGGAGGGAGCCACGUCGUGUGAUUGUGAUAAAGGCUACUACAGAGCAGAGACUGACUCUCCGGCCAUGGGCUGCACACGUCCCCCCUCGGCUCCUCAGAAUCUGAUCUCCAGUGUGAACGAGACGUCAGUGUUGUUGGAGUGGAGUCCUCCGCUGUCCACCGGCGGCCGCCGUGACCUCACCUACAGUGUGAGAUGUGAGCGGUGCACGUGGACAACGGGACGGUGCGUGCCAUGCGGUGACGGUGUACGCUACUCACCCCAGAGACUGAGCCUGAACGGCACUCGGGUGUCUGUGCACCAGCUGCAGGCUCACACUAACUACACCUUCCACAUCUGGGCCGUGAACGGAGUGUCCAAACACAACCCGAAACCCGAGCAGUCUGCCUCCAUUACGCUUACCACCAACCAGGCUGCUCCAUCAACAGUGAUGUCUGUGCAGAGUAAGGACGUCACCCGUGACACUCUUAUACUCUUCUGGCAGGAGCCUGAUAAACCCAAUGGAGUCAUACUGGAGUAUGAGGUCAAAUACUACGAAAAGGAGCAGAAUGAGAGGAGUUAUCGUAUUGUAAAGACCACGUCUCGGAGUGUUAACAUAAAGGACCUGACACCAUUGACCUCCUAUGUGUUUCAUGUGCGCGCCCGCACCUCAGCCGGUUACGGAGAUUUUAGCGCUCCACUGGAGGUCAUGACUAACUCAGUGCCGUCUCCUGUGGUGGGAGAAGGCAUGAACCCCACCAUCCUUCUGCUGUGUGCUUGUGGCAGCGUCGUUCUGCUCCUCAUUCUUGCCUGUGCCUUCCUCAUCAGAAAGAGGAGGGCCAAAUACAGCAAAGCCAAGCAAGAUGAAGAGAAAAACCAACCAGGAGUGAGGGUGUAUGUGGAUCCAUUUACCUACGAGGACCCGAACCAAGCCAUCCGAGAGUUCGCCAAGGAGAUUGACGCCUCCUGUAUCAAGAUUGAAAAAGUCAUCGGCGUUGGUGAGUACGGCGAGGUUUGCUGCGGUCGUCUGAAGUUCCCCGCGAAGCGUGAGGUGUGUGUGGCCAUUAAGACGCUAAAGGCUGGGUUUACAGAGCAGCAGAGGCGGGACUUCCUGAGCGAGGCGAGCAUCAUGGGCCAGUUUGAUCAUCCCAACAUCAUCCGUCUGGAGGGCGUAGUCACCAUGUGCAAGCCGAUUAUGAUCAUCACUGAAUACAUGGAGAACGGCUCUCUGGACGUGUUUCUCAGAAAGAAUGAUGGGCGUUUCACAGUCAUUCAGCUGGUUGGUAUCCUGCGUGGCAUCGCUUCAGGGAUGAAGUAUCUAUCAGACAUGAGUUAUGUCCACAGAGACCUGGCAGCACGAAACAUCCUGGUCAACAGCAAUCUGGUGUGUAAAGUGUCUGAUUUCGGCAUGUCCAGAGUGCUGGAGGACAAACCUGAGGGAGCUUAUACAACACGGGGAGGAAAGAUUCCGAUUCGCUGGACAGCCCCAGAAGCCAUCGCAUACAGGAAGUUCACUUCAGCCAGUGACGUGUGGAGCUACGGCAUCGUCAUGUGGGAGGUGAUGUCAUACGGAGAGCGGCCAUACUGGGACAUGAGUAACCAGGAUGUUAUAAAGGCAAUAGAGGAAGGGUACAGGUUACCAGCACCGAUGGAGUGUCCUGUAGCACUGCACCAGCUCAUGUUGGAGUGCUGGCAGAGAGAGCGCAGCGAGCGGCCCAAAUUCAGCCAGAUCGUCAACAUGCUGGACAAACUGAUCCGCAACCCGAACACACUCAAGAGGAUGGGAGGAGAGACAAGCAGGUCACACACACAAAAGUCCCACCCAUCAGCACUAAACCACACCCCCUCCAUUGAGCCGUCCCCUUCAUUCAGUUCAGCGGAGGAGUGGCUGAAAGUUAUCGGUCUGGAGAAAUACAGAGAAAACUUUGCUAAGGCUGGACACAGCAGCCUGGAAAGUAUUAUACACAUGAAUCAAGAAGAUUUGGCCAAAAUUGGAAUCUCCUCAAGUGCACAUCAGAAGAAAAUCCUGAACAGUCUCCAGGAAAUCCUGUCUGGAAUACAACAAAUAGAAGAGAUAAAGCUUCCUGUCUGAUCUGUGACAGUGCCAUUUAAACCACCAUGAAUGACAAUAUGGAAACAAGAUGGAUAUAAUAUUUUAACUACUCACGCACUUUAAUUGGAUACGGACAGUAGCAGACAGUGGAAUAGCUGCACUUUUGAUGGACUAGCCUGUAUCUCAUGGUCUUCCUGACUGAGGAUUUCUGAGGGAGAACACGAAAAACUGUUGCUUCUCUGCAAAAUAAUACUGAUAUAGAUUCAGGAUUUCGUAUCGGAGUCCACUUUUGAACAGACUGUGAAAGUGACACUUGAAUGAGCAGUGAGAAUACUUUUGCUGUUUUUUUGAAUGAAGGGAAGCAACAUCGUCCCCUUCAGGUCAUCGUCUGAACAGCGCUCUUGUUGAUGGAUACAAGUGACUUUUUUUCAUUUCUUGGUCCUCUUAAAUACAGAUUUUUUUUUUUUGCUUGAGUGUGUAUUUCAGGAACUAUUCAAUUCAAGAUGCCUGGUGACUUUUGAACUUUUGAAAAAAAAAAACUUUACUGUCUAAAAGGAAUGAAGGUCCACAAUUCAGAAAUAUUUCUAAGAGGACUAGGAGCAGAUAUGCAGUGUACAGAGAACAUGUGAACCCAGGUAUGAUAUGGCUUGAGGCUACUUUUAUUUGGAGUUCCUCAAAAAAGUCAGAAUUAUCUGAAAAACGCAACGUAUUUUCCAGACCAUACUUUUUUCAAUUUAAAACUUGCAUCACCUUCACUAUCACUGUCGUCACUAUAAACAACAUUAAGCUAAUGUGAAAAUUCUAGCAUAUACUUUGCUUCACUGUACCUGCAAAUAAAGCAUUUUUGAAUGUCCAGAAAUACAGUAACUGUAUUUUGUAGCUAAUUUUCUUUAAAUACUUUGCCUGAUUUAACCUAGUCCUGUACUGUAUGUCUUUUUCUUAAUCUAUGACCAAGUCCAUGUUUUGGUGGACAUUUUACAGAUUAAUGUAGCUUCUUUAAAUGACCUAAACAAUCAGUUUUCUAUUGUACAUAAAGCAAUACUGUAAUAAAUAUAAUUUGUGAAGUGCCAGUGUAAAAUCUGUCUAAAUAUAUGCCAAGUUUAGAGGUGAACUGAAUGUAUUAUAAACCUGGUGCAUUUUCUAAUAAAAUGGACAACACCUAACCAGCGUC
Molecule: messenger RNA, 4377 nt
Organism: Pangasianodon hypophthalmus (striped catfish)
Lineage: Eukaryota; Metazoa; Chordata; Actinopteri; Siluriformes; Pangasiidae
Gene: epha4l
Product: eph receptor A4, like
Exons: 17
Coding region: 276-3245 (989 amino acids)
Biological process (GO): protein phosphorylation; negative regulation of axon extension; cell surface receptor protein tyrosine kinase signaling pathway
Cellular component (GO): neuron projection; plasma membrane
Molecular function (GO): protein binding; ATP binding; transmembrane-ephrin receptor activity
Source: RefSeq, a predicted model, not a curated record